GCCCGUUUUUCACCACGCGAACUUCCGCGAGUCGAAUUCGAAUUUCGAACGCAAGUUUGUUAUAUUGUGAAGUGUUUCGUGGGAUGUUUGUGUUAGUAGUGUUUUAAGUUUCUGUUCUGAAAGCUUUAGAUCGUUGUCCAUCAAUCAAGCUCCACUCUAAGAGGACAAUUGGACGGACUGCGAACAUCUUCAGCACUUAACAUGUCCAACAAGACUAUUCAGUAAACAUCAAAGUAUGACAGUCUACGUGUAAUUUUGAGACGAGAGAGACAUAAUAAUCUGUUAUCAAUGAAUGACCUAAAUUAUAACGCUGGGAUGAGUUCCUACCAAUUCGUCAAUUCCUUAGCCUCGUGCUAUGGAAACCAAGCGCCAGGGCGCACAGGAACACCAGUCGAACAGACUGGGCACCCUGGUCUGCCCACACCAGGGGCAGAUUACUAUAACCCAAACGCAGCAGCAAGUGCAUACCCAAAUACGUGCUAUUCGCCGCCACAAGUCGGUCACCAUUACCCUCAGCAUCCGUACGCAACACCAGCUACAGGAGCACACAUGCAACCUCAAUCAAUGAUAGAUUACACACAGUUACACCCACAAAGACUGGGCAGCACAGCAAGUCAUAUGCAUCAACAUUCAAACCCAAGCCCUGGGGCACUAUCGCCUAAUCUUUUGUCAGCGGCUAGUCAAGCUGCUAGUUGUAAAUUCGCUGAUUCAACUUCUACGACAGGCGUAGCAUCGCCCCAGGAUUUAUCAACAUCAUCAGGGCCAGGCAGGACAUCUCCUGGCUUCGGUGUUGUUCAGAACACUGGAAACGCUAGCACAAAACUAGGAUUGACUACACCAAUCGCCUCGCCAGUUGAGCAUAAGGCCAAUGUGAACCAGAAUAUCUCAAGUCCAGCGUCCAGCACUUCAAGUAUUGACAGCAAUGAUGCCAACACCUCAAGUUCCAGUAACACGAAAAAUGCAAAGUCUUCGGGAAGUUCCCAAGCUAAUCCUCCACAAAUAUACCCGUGGAUGAAGCGAGUUCAUCUAGGUCAAAGUACCGUGAACGCGAACGGGGAGACGAAGCGUCAGAGAACGUCCUACACGCGAUACCAAACGCUUGAGUUGGAAAAGGAGUUUCACUUCAACCGGUACCUGACGAGGAGACGACGGAUCGAGAUCGCCCACGCCCUCUGUCUCACCGAGAGGCAGAUCAAGAUCUGGUUCCAGAACCGGCGCAUGAAGUGGAAGAAAGAACACAAGAUGGCGUCAAUGAAUAUCGUUCCAUACCAUAUGAACCCGUAUGGCCACCCCUACCAGUUCGACCUUCACCCGAGCCAAUUCGCCCAUCUAUCAGCAUAGGAUCAGUGGAAUUUUUCGAAUAGUGGAUAACUGAUUUACUAGAUAUGCAGUCGGCCGUGUCAACGGAGUUGCAUGUAGUAUUGUCAGGACAGAUACUACAGCAACUAGACUGAAUCAGAUAUUCGCUGCUCGAAAAAUUUCUAAGUGUCAGUGACUAUGGACAAGUGUUAAUGAAGGCAUCAGUUCAAAUAUAACGCCUAGUGAGUCUAUGCGAGAAAUUUCAAAAAUUUAAGUCGUGAAAAGUGCAUCUAUUGCAUCGUUUUAAAAUUACCCACACUAGUAAAAUACUAUUAACUAGUCAGAAAUGAUUGCUCGAUCUGCAUAAUGUUAUACGUAAGAAAUGUUACAGAUAAUUAGAUAUACUAUACUCUGUAUAUGAUGGCUAUGUCUAUAUUGUAAGUAGAGUUAUAUGCAAAUAAUUUCAAUACUAAUUCAAUUAAAUAGGCGAAUGUAGAUAAGCCAUCGCUUUUCCAACAAAUUCGGAAUUGUACAGGGAAAUCGAAAAUGGAAAUCUCAAAAAUUGUUUUAUUAGGUUUAUGCGAAUAGUUGCAAAUUUUGAAAAAAGCUAUUGACUUUCUAAGCUCAGACUACUUGUGAAUAUCUAGAUUAAUUUCUACUGUAAAUAACAUAUUAUGUAGGUAUUUUGGAAAUUUAAUAUAUUCAAUGUAGUACCUACUUUUAAAGAACUAUUUUAUGUUCCUGUCUCUAGUGUAAAUAGCAAAUAAUUGUAAGGUCUUAAUACAAAUAGUUUUAUGUCAUUACUUAGUUAUACGUCAUAGAUAAAUUAAUGUAAAGUAAAAAAAGUCUCAACCAACGAUAAUAUAAUUACCUAAUUUCUUGACUAUAAUGUAAGGGUUUCUAAGGAGACAAUAUAUGUAGCGUUACAUUCUAGUAAUUGGUGUAUAAUUUGCGUAAUAACUGGUUAUAAUUCGGUUACAAAAUUUCAAUACAUUGUUCUUUUUCAUCCAUGGUCUUUUGAAAUCGGCGUGUAACUUGCGUUAGCGCAAUCUACAGUUUUCUAACUAAAUGAAUAAUUCAAACUCUAUCCAAUUGCCUAUAUUAAAAAUCAUCAAACCUUCGGGAUGAAGGUUGUGAUGAAGGAUUCAGGGGGACUAAAUAUUUUUAUUUCAAGACACUGGUUUUGGAACAUGUCAUACAGUGAAACACGUAGAAAUUUCAUUCCAUGCCUCAUUUUCAACGUAGGCAGUCAUAUGUGUAGUCUUCUGAUCAGUAAGUGGAUAAUUUUAUAAAAUCGUACUAUUUCCUUAAGUGGCCGAUCAUUUCAUGAAUGGAUUUGGGAUCACAAUAUUUAUAGUACGUUUUACCAAAAGCAAUUUUCUCAUAAAUCGAAAAAUACUUCGUUAAGAUAUUUUUGGUACUGGAAGUAUUGUUUCUUAUUAGAAUAAACGUCAUUUAAUGUGUAAAAUUGUCUCAAUGGAAACCCAAAUAUACUGUUUAUAAUGUACUUAAUAGUUAAUACAAUUCUUUAAUUUACUUAACUUUUUUUAUUCCUCUAUAGAAAUGUCGUGGUCAACUGUGAUAUUUUGUUAAAUUUAUUCGUAAGAUAAAAAUCACACAGUUGUUUAACCAUCCAUAUUUUGUUUAUUAUUAAGUUUUAGUUAUUUUUUGGCCUUACUUGGGUAUCUUUUGAAUCGAGAUAAA
This is a messenger RNA of Pieris brassicae (large cabbage white), 3003 nucleotides long. It is a transcript of the gene Scr, whose product is annotated as homeotic protein Sex combs reduced-like. Gene Ontology annotation, biological process: anterior/posterior pattern specification; negative regulation of transcription by RNA polymerase II. NCBI's taxonomy places the organism in Eukaryota, Metazoa, Arthropoda, Insecta, Lepidoptera, Pieridae. Gene Ontology annotation, cellular component: nucleus. Gene Ontology annotation, molecular function: DNA-binding transcription factor activity, RNA polymerase II-specific; RNA polymerase II cis-regulatory region sequence-specific DNA binding. Bases 289 to 1341 code for a protein of 350 amino acids. The transcript has 3 exons. The record is from RefSeq and is a predicted model, not a curated record.